ACAGGAGCGGAGGAAGGGGCAGGGAUACAAAAAGACAGAGAACAGUGAAGGAGUUUCGCUGAGCGCCGUGCCUUUGUUUCAAUUGAUAAGGCGAUUAUCGACCGGCAGUCCCGUCCACGCGUCCUAGAGCCGGGUCCGCUGAGAGAGCCGCCGCUUCGGGACCGGGUUCGUGAACGCGUUCGGGAAAGCCACAGGAGGCGAUGAAGAGGGAGGUGAAUGCGGCUGUGGACUUCCUGCUCCGGCUGGUCCAGGAGCGGGGGCGCGUGGAACAGAGCCGGGCCCGCCGGUUCGCGGACGAGCUGCGCGGCAUCCUGUCUGAGCGGUUCUCCCAGCACUGGUACCCGGCCAAUCCCAGCCGGGGGCAGGCCUUCAGGUGUAUCCGCAUCAACGCCCUGGCGCCCUGCGACGAAGCUCUGAGCCGCGCCUGCCGGGCCAGCGGGCUGCAGCUGUCCGAGCUGGGCCUGCCCCCCGAGAUCACCCUCUGGAUCGACCCCUUCGAGGUCUGCGCCAGGUCGAGAGAGCGCUGCCACCCCUUCAUCGUGGCCAGCUUCCGCCAGGAGGAGGAGGAGGAGGAGGAGGAGGAGGAGGAAGAGGAAGAGGCGCCCCCCGUUCCGGGGCAUGAGGAGGAGGAAGAGGCGCCUCCCGUCCCGGAGCCUGGCUCAGAAUCCCGGGUUCAGGACACCUCGGACUACCACUCUGCCAGCUCCUCGGACUGCAGCUCCGAGACCUUCAGUGAGAGCGAGGAGGAGGAGGAAGGGAGGAAGAGCGAGAGAGAGCCAGGAGCAGAGAAGAGGGAUAAGGGGGGCAUCGUCAUGGUGCCCCGCCCCAGGGAGCUGAACAAGCACCCCAGAACACAGGCCCCCCAACUCCAGUACUUCUACCAGCCAGCCCCUGUGUGGCCCCAGCUCAAGAAGAGGAGGGCGGCCAUGUUCCUCACCCCUGUCUACCCGGCCCCUGUCCUGGGGUACUACGUCCUGACCAAGCAGACACCCCAACCUCAGUUCAUCCUCCCCCAGGCCUCCCUCCAGCACUGGGGUGCAGCCAAGGGAUAGCCCCCCCUGGGUGGGGUCCCGCAGCACGGACAGUAAGGGAUCCCAGAAUCCAAAAUUCCUCCUCCAGCUUAUCCUCCGUGUGUCUCUCGCGCGGGAGCCACCACUGAGCAACUGGUAACGCUCUCCCUGUGCCAGGCUGCUUAAUUUUACACUAUUUUAAUAAAACAAAUCUCUUCUCGCGGCUGGAGCAAUCGCCUUCACCUGUCCGCCUUCUGCAAAACACUGCUACCUCCUGAGCGGCCGUUCAAGCGCUCCCUGUAUCGCCAGUUUUCUUUUUAAAGACAUACAACUUUUAUAUUUUUAUUAUUGCGCCGUUGGAUCGCGUGCAAAUGGAAGGGGGGGGGGGCACCUCGUCCUCCGCCUCCCAGCACGCUCCAUGCUUUUGUUUUUAAUCUUCUCGCUCGCACGAACCGAAGCGCCCCGCCUAGACCGGAACUGGUUUGUGAAAAGCGUCACUUCCGGUGUGUGCAAACCGCAAUGGUGCCUUGACAUUCACCCCACAGUCGCGAGGUGGUGCUAAUGCGUUAGUCUUUUCAGUUUUAUGCUUUUAGAGAAUUUUGCUCUGUAGAAAAAAAGAAAUCGGCUAUUUGCACUCGAUCAGGGAAGCUUGAAUGUCACCGUGAUAUUUAAAUGUCCUGCACGUAGAAUUUACAUUUCUGCUGUAUGAUUUUUUUUAUUAACCUAUCAUUUUAUUACUGUUUUAUACUGAAUUAUUUUCUAUUUAU
Molecule: messenger RNA, 1777 nt
Organism: Lepisosteus oculatus (spotted gar)
Lineage: Eukaryota; Metazoa; Chordata; Actinopteri; Semionotiformes; Lepisosteidae
Product: maternal B9.15 protein
Biological process (GO): negative regulation of mitotic cell cycle; negative regulation of cell population proliferation
Cellular component (GO): cytoplasm; nucleus
Source: RefSeq, a predicted model, not a curated record